Messenger RNA from Meloidogyne enterolobii, 483 nucleotides. Lineage: Eukaryota; Metazoa; Nematoda; Chromadorea; Rhabditida; Meloidogynidae. The record is from the annotation of a GenBank genome assembly.
UUUUACCUCACUCUUACUUAAUUUAACAAAAUUUUGAAUGUUUCUCUCUCUUCUUUUAAAAUUUAAUUUAAUUUUUUCUAGUUCCACCCUCGAUUGGCCCCAUUCAAUUUGGACCUUUUAAUGAGACGUUUUAAUCAAAUUCAAUUAUGGGUCAUUACAGAAAUUAUUUUUGCUUCAAAUUUAAAUCAACGUCUUUCAAUACUUUGUUCAUUUAUUCAACUCUCCCAAUUAGCAAAAACAAAAAGGGAUUUAUUUGCUAUGGCAGCCAUAAAUUUUGGUUUAAGUUCUUUGCCAAUAAGUAGAUUAAACUAUCUUUGGAAUCAAUUGCCCAAUAAUUUAUUUAAACAACAUUCUGAAUGUCAAUCAUUUUUGAGCCCUAAACGUGGAUAUAAAAAUUAUCGUUUUUUGUCUAAUAUUUUAAAAACUCCUUUUGUGCCUUUUAUUCCGCUUAUACUCAAAGUAUGUUCCUUAAAGAAUAAAUGA